AUGGAUGUUAAAUCUUUGUACACUGUUAUUCCCAAUGACGAAGGGCUUCGCGCCCUUCGUUAUUUCUUUGAUCGUCGUUCUGUCCUUCAGCCUAGUACUCCUACUUUAUUACGCUUAGCCGAACUUGUUCUCACUCUUAACUGUUUUUCUUUUGGUGAUCAGUUUUUCAAGCAGAUAAAUGGCGUUGCUAUGGGAACCAAAAUGGGCCCUAGUUAUGCUAAUUUGUUUGUUGGUUACAUUGAAAACCUUAUCUUUCAACAAUAUACGGGUCCUAAACCUGAGUUUUUUGGCCGCUAUAUUGACGACUGUAUUGGGGCUACCUCUUGUUCUCGUGACGAUUUAGACUCUUUCAUUUCUUAUGUYAAUUCUUUCCACCCUGCCUUAGAAUUCACUUCUGAAGUCGGUGACAGGUCAGUCACUUUUCUUGACAUUCAAGUCAGUAUUACUGACAUUCAUCUCAGCACUACUGUGCAUUAUAAGCCUACUGAUUCUCACUCUUAWCUYCUCUAYUCUUCUUCUCACCCUAAGCAUACUCUGAAUGCUAUUCCUUUCUCUCAAUUUCUACGUCUCCGUCGCUUGUGCAGCGACGAUAAUGACUUUUCUAACAAAUGCAUGGAGAUGCGUUCCUUUUUUCUUAAUCGUAACUAUCCUCCACAUGUCGUUGAUCAAGCUCUGCGUAAAGUCUCUCUCAUUGAUCGUAACACUGCUCUCACACCUAAGAAGCUACAAAGAAGACUGAAGGGACUCCAGUUACAAAGCACAUGGACAUCUAAGAAGAAAGAAUCAGUAAUGAAAGUGAUGACAGCAGACUACAUGAGCAGUGAUGAAAGUGACAUGAGUGAGGGUGACUAUGGGCCAAUAAUCAGGGGGUACAAAACAAAGAAGUUACCUUGGGAGAGGUCAAAUCCUGGGACUUUUGCUAGGCCCUCAGCAAAAGUGGUAUUAAGAGAGGAUAUUACAUGGGCGCCCGGAGAUAUGGAUUUUAUCUUGGAGUGUUGA
Exaiptasia diaphana is the source of this 999-nucleotide messenger RNA. RefSeq lists its product as uncharacterized. The record is from RefSeq and is a predicted model, not a curated record. The transcript has 3 exons. NCBI's taxonomy places the organism in Eukaryota, Metazoa, Cnidaria, Anthozoa, Actiniaria, Aiptasiidae. The coding region runs from base 1 to 999 and encodes 332 amino acids.